AUGGUCCUCAUGUCCUUGGCGGCCUUGGUGCAUCGGGCAGCGAUGGGUGGCACCAAGGAGUAUGCUGUCUUCAACCUCACCAGGAGCCAUGAUCCGGACAAGGUGGCUGAGAAGCUCAAGGACAUGGCCGAACUUUUGGCUCAGAUGGAUGAGAAAGAUAUCGAAAAGGCCUUCGACACCUUGGCAGUCUUUGACACCAAGCGCGUGACCAAGUUCAUGACCAUGAUGGCUGCUGAAGUGCUUCCCGAAGGAAAGGACUUCUCUUUUGGAACGCGUGUGAGCUCAGCCUCCUUCAGCGGCAAACCCAAGAAGAGUGAGGUUGCUCAAACGGCGCUGACGGAGCAGGCAGGCCAGGUUUAA
This is a messenger RNA of Durusdinium trenchii, 360 nucleotides long. The record is from the annotation of a GenBank genome assembly. NCBI's taxonomy places the organism in Eukaryota, Dinophyceae, Suessiales, Symbiodiniaceae.